Molecule: messenger RNA, 7459 nt
Organism: Camelus dromedarius (Arabian camel)
Lineage: Eukaryota; Metazoa; Chordata; Mammalia; Artiodactyla; Camelidae
Gene: PLEKHA8
Product: pleckstrin homology domain containing A8
Exons: 14
Coding region: 225-1787 (520 amino acids)
Biological process (GO): intermembrane lipid transfer; ER to Golgi ceramide transport
Cellular component (GO): cytoplasm
Molecular function (GO): lipid transfer activity
Source: RefSeq, a predicted model, not a curated record
CACGUGCGGAGGCCGCCGCAGUGACCCCGCCCCCGGGCCGAGGAUGUGAGGCCCGCGGCGCGUCCCCGCACCCGGCCCGGGCGCCGGGAGUGGCCGGCUCGGUAGCGCUGGGCGAUGGCCCUGCUGCCGGUGCUCCUCGUCUCCUGGGGCCUGGGGCAGUGAGGAGGCCGGCGGGCGAGGGGAAGCGGCCCCGGCGCGGCGGGGGCAAGGGUACCGCAGGCGCCAUGGAGGGGGUGCUGUACAAGUGGACCAACUAUCUGAGUGGUUGGCAGCCUCGAUGGUUCCUUCUCUGUGGGGGGAUAUUAUCUUACUAUGAUUCUCCUGAAGAUGCCUGGAAAGGUUGCAAAGGGAGUAUACAGAUGGCAGUCUGUGAAAUUCAAGUUCAUUCUGUAGAUAACACACGCAUGGACCUGAUAAUCCCUGGGGAACAGUAUUUCUACCUGAAGGCCAGGAGUGUGGCUGAGAGACAGCGGUGGCUGGUAGCCCUGGGGUCAGCCAAGGCUUGCCUGACAGACAGUAGGACCCAGAAAGAAAAAGAGUUUGCUGAAAACACUGAAAACUUGAAAACCAAAAUGUCGGAACUAAGACUGUACUGUGAUCUCCUUGUUCAGCAAGUGGAUAAAACAAAAGAAGUGACCACAACCGGUGUGUCCAGUUCUGAGGAGGGAAUUGAUGUGGGAACACUGCUGAAAUCAACCUGCAAUACUUUUCUGAAGACUUUGGAAGAAUGCAUGCAGAUCGCAAAUGCAGCCUUCACUUCUGAGCUGCUCUAUCGCACUCCCCCAGGAUCACCUCAGCUGGCCAUGCUCAAGUCCAACAAGAUGAAACAUCCUAUUGUGCCAAUUCAUAAUUCAUUGGAAAGGCAAAUGGAGUUAAACAGUUUUGAAAAUGGAUCUUUAAAUAUGGAAAUAAAUGAUGAUGAAGAAAUCCUAAUGAAAAACAAGAGCUCCUUAUGUUUGAAACCUGCAGAGACAGAUUGCAGCAUAUCAAGUGAAGAAAAUACAGAUGAUAAUAUAACAGUCCAAGGGGAAAUAACAAAGGAAGAUGGAGAGGUGAACCUGGGAAAUCAUGACAGCGACGUGGCAGAGCCAGAACCAAACUCCUCAGGCAGCUGUCCAGAAUCCCACUGGGAAGAAGGCCAAGAAGUUAUCCCAACUUUCUUUAGUACCAUGAACACCAGCUUUAGUGACAUUGAACUUCUAGAAGACAGUGGCAUUCCCACGGAAGCAUUCUUAGCAUCGUGUUAUGCUGUGGUUCCAGUAUUAGACAAACUUGGCCCUACGGUGUUUGCUCCUGUUAAAAUGGAUCUUGUUGGAAAUAUUAAGAAGGUAAAUCAGAAGUAUAUAACCAACAAGGAAGAGUUUACUACCCUCCAGAAGAUAGUGCUGCAUGAAGUGGAGGCCGAUGUGGCCCAGGUUAGGAACUCAGCUACAGAAGCCCUCUUGUGGCUGAAGAGAGGUCUCAAAUUUUUGAAGGGAUUUUUGACAGAAGUGAAAAAUGGAGAAAAGGACAUCCAGACAGCUCUGAAUAAUGCAUAUGGUAAAACGUUACGGCAACACCAUGGCUGGGUAGUUCGAGGGGUUUUUGCGUUAGCUCUGAGAGCAGCUCCAUCCUAUGAAGAUUUUGUGGCUGCGUUAACCAUAAAGGAAGGUGACCACCAGAAAGCAGCUUUCAGUGUUGGGAUGCAGAGGGACCUCAGCCUUUACCUCCCUGCCAUGGAAAAGCAGCUGGCAAUACUGGACACUUUAUAUGAGGUCCACGGACUGGAGUCUGACGAGGUGGUAUGACGUCUGGAGGACAGCGCCGCCUCUAACUUCAGGGAAUAAAGUUUGCUAAAGUGUUUUGUUGCCCUACUUAAUUUCCAGCAGCAGCUUCCACCCUCUCCAAUCCCUGAUUUGAGGGGAUGGAGAGGAGGCAAAGCCUAGUGCUUUUAUAUAUAAUUUUUAAGUGCAUAUGUGUUUUAUGUGUUUAAAAAUCAAGGUGCUAUCUAUUUUAGUUCAAAGGGCCUCGUGGAAACCAAAUCAUAGCUGUUUCAUAGACUCGAACAGCAAGUUGUACAAGCAGAUUUGACAAAUGAAUUUGUUAGUAUUGUGUUUUGUUUUGUUUUUAGCUCUUGGUUUUAAUGGGCCACCCAAACCCGAGUUGAAAAUGAGCAAAUUCUUUAUCAAGGACUGUAACUCAUAGCCAGUGUUUCAGUCAGUUUACAGCUAGCCUAAAAAUUUAGAGGGAGCUAAGCCCCUUUGUUACAGCUGUUGAAAUGCAGAGUUUGCUAUUCGCAGACAUUCUUUAAAGAACCUCUUCUCUGUGGCUCUGUGGGCCAGUAGAGCCUGUGUCGUCAGGACGUCCAGGGCAUUGGUGUGACCAUGCCCAUGUGGGAGGUGGACGACAUAAACAGCAGUGCCCUGUUUAUGGGCCAGGAGACCAUUGCUCCGAAGAGAUGAGUGGUGUCCUCCUGCUGGAGGACAGUACGGGAGGGGUGGGACUGAUCAUCUGAGGUGACCCCUAUCUAGUGCACACCUUUUGCCAGCAUGCUUUCUCCUGUAUCCUCUCAGUUGGACAUCACAGCAAAACCAUGACAUUCAAGGAUUAUUACCCAAUUUCGAAAGUAAGGUUUAGAGAUUGAGGAACUUACUCACAGUCACACAGCUGCUAAAUAAAAGAACCAGAUGACUUCCACGUGUGAUCUGGACCACCUCUGCAUCAAAAUCACAUGGAGCGCUUGUUCAGAAAGCAAAUUCCAAGGUCUUAUCUUAACCUGAAGGACUAGAAUUGUGGGAAUGGGACUCUGGAUAAUAAAUCCUGAAUUUGAGUAAACUUCCCACGUGAUUCUUGUGUACACAGGGUUGAAGAACCACAAGACUGAAUUCUAGUUUACAGAAUUCCCAGUCUUCGGCAUGAACUAAAUGAUACGCUCUUUUUUUCAAAGAGGAAGAAGCAAUAGUUGAUGUAAAGUAGUCAAAGGGAGAGUGAGAAGUGGAGCAAGCUUACUCAGCAUCUUUCUUAAUUGAACCAGCCUCGGUGUCCAGCCCGCAAGCCUCGGUGUUGCCUUCAGGGACCACGUUCUGAACGUGCUCCCCGAUCAGUCUCGGCUCAGUCACCAGCAGUGAGUGCAGAGCGAGCUAAGUGCAGCUGCUUAUCAGUCUCAAAAGCUUUGGGACCAUGUCAGGGUUUAAAGGUAGGAUUUAAGCCUUGUAAAACAACCUGUGUAGGGUUCUCCUAAAGAGUGUGAUGCCAGGCCUGUGGCCCUAGCCUCUCAGUAGGCCAAGCUGCCAGGGAUGCCCUCCCCAUCAGAGGGUCCUGGCUUAUAGCAGCGGAAAGGGAAGUUCCAGCAUGAAGGGGUUACCAGGGGAGAAGGUGAGUCCCUUUGAGGGGCACCGUGAUGGUGUUCCAAGGGCAAAGAGAACCCUCUCCUCAGAUGAGAGGUUAAUGUAGGGAGGGGUGUUGACUUUGUCUUUUGUCUGUCUUUAAACAAAUGGACAUUUCUGUAGCUCAGAUUAACGAAGUAGGUACUCUGCUCCAUAAGGAUUUCUGGAAAUGCUUACAUUUAGAAAAGCAACCUCAGACGUUUUAAGGCUGGGGAGAAAGGGGUGCUAAAGUGAUGCUGAUUCUUUUGUGUCUCAGCGCUGGCUGUUGGCAGCUACGGAGGUGUGUGUGCUGCCUUCCCCUACUCGCAUGAGUAAUGAGUGCGGCUCUCCUCCUCUGGCUGGUGUGAGUGUGAUGGCGGGACUAGAGAGUACUUUAGACCUCCUGCCCUGACACAGCCUCCUAAAAGGGAAGAAGAAAAGGCUGCCAUCCUUUGUUUUGCCUUAAAUGAAGACGCAUUAGGCAUUGUGCCAGUGGGUGGGAUGCCGCCAGGAGAGUUGUCAGUGUUGUGAAGUGUGACUGUUCUGAGCAGAUGCUCAUGCUCUCCGUCACCUCCGGUGCACCUGUGUGGUCUCUUGGGAAGGGCUGAGCACACUGAAAAUACCUCAGAUUUCCCACCGAGAUUCUGAAUACACACUGAAAGCAAGCUGCUCAGCGUGGCCGUUUCACGUUUACAUAGGUACUGUCUUGGUGUGCAUGACCCAGUUUUCUGGGAAAGAAGGGUUUCAGAUUAUCUGGGAUCAUUGGGAACCCAGAUCAGAGUAGCUUGAAUAACUUGAAUAAGUUACGCUUUCUACUCAGUACGUUUCCAGCCCUACAGAAAGGGGGCAGUAUUUUUGGUAGGUAUUUUCCUCACUGGAGCAUAUUAAGUUUGCCUAAGAUGUGUAAAGCUCUGGAAACUGAACCUCACAGUAGAUGAUAAAUACAACUUGACCUGAAGCCCAGCACAGUCAGAGCUUCCUCCUGGACCUACAGUAUUUGCUUCUCCAUCUUAGUUAAAGUCAUCAUCUGUGCUAAUUUGUAGUUACUAUCUAAGAAGAGGACAAAGAGAAAGGAUAGUUAAGGCUUUCUCUCUAUAAUCCUCCAAGAUUCCUGGGCCGUCUAAGCUUUCUUUCCCCCUGACAGUGAGAGGAGGUGGGAAAACGCUAGUACAUUUGUUGGCAGAGUAAUCACCUUGCUCUCAUUGCUCAGACAUUUUUAGGAUUCCUUUUCUAUAGCAACCUUUUGAGAGCUCGUCAAGGAAAGGCAGCAUGUCUUCUAGAUAUCAGUACAAGCUACGUAACAUUUGGACGACCCCUUUCAAGGUGUUUCUGUCCACAGAAUUUCAUCAUAUCUGCACUUCUCCCCACUGCAGAAGCCAAGGCCUUACACUUAGAAGGGAUCAGUGGGUAUUUGUCACACCAAACAAAAUCCUUUCAGUGAUGGCAAUUUUUUGUCUUUUGAAAGUAAAUGUAAUUCAUUAUAGCUAAUCUUGGCAAAAAAGUUAGAGGGAUACCUUUUGGGGACGAAACCAACCUGUGACUACGAGGUAAAGGCGAUUUUUCUCAUCACCUCUUGAUCCCGCUCCACAGGGAGUUCUAGAAGUGGGGCUCUCGGAAUGUUGAGCAUAUCAGUCCCCAGGAAGUUGACUUUGAAAGAUAGUGUUGAUUAGAAUGGGUAUGUAGUAGCGCAAGGCACAUUGUCGUCAUUAUUUGCAUGUCAUUCUGCACAUAAAUCCUCCCCAAAUGUCAUAGUCCACGGAGAGGGCUAUCUGAACUCCACAGUUCAGCCCUGCUGCUUUUCUCUCCUCUCCUCUGCUCCUCUCGAUGGCCAGCAGUGGCCCAGCAGAGUGCCAGAGCAUCCCUCCUCUAGCUGUUAUGCUCCGUUCCUCAGCAGCACCUGGGGCACAUAUACGGAGCAUUGGUACAGGCCUAGCCAGGGUCAGGUGCCCUGUCUAUGGGCGUUCUGUUCCCCUCCCAGGCUGCAGGAGCUUCUUAAAGAACCCCUAUUCGCAUUUGCAGCUGUAAAACAGGUGACCGCCGUGGUGUGUGGCAUCUAGUAAAGGUGAUCUGUUAUUAGAUGAGUUCUGCUGGAAAGUUUUGCAGUCUUCUCUUUCUGAUUAUUAAUUGCGUUUAUGUAUAUAUCCAAAAAGUUAAUGCUCUCAAUUUUGUAUUCAAAAAACUUUUUAAUUAAGAAAAAUACAUGUUAGGGACCAAUAAAUAUAGUUUUCUUUAUUAAAUUUAAAAUAAGUAAAAGCUGGAGCAAGAGGUAGCGUAUUAAGGAAACUUAAUCUGAUUGUGAAAACAAUUUGUAUGAAGAAAUACCAUUUAAGUCAGUAGGGAGAGUCAGAGGGUCAUGACCAAUACAAAAUGAUGUGAUUUUGGAAAGUUUCUGACAGAAAAUUUGUAUGUUCUUUUUUUCUAAACGACCAUGUCUUCAAGAAGUUGGUUACAUAAUGGUGCAUUUCUGAAUCAUCAAUUAAAAUCAGUUGCUUCUGAUUUUAGUCAUAGGUUUUACAACUCUUCAUCUUCCCUGCCCUCAUGUUUCAUUUCUCUUUUGAGGGUGAACUAUCAACCUUUGAAAAACUUUUAAAUUUAGAAUUUAUAAAUACAAUAGAUUUUAAGCCAUCGAUCUAUUAACUGAGCUAAUGUGCUUGGUCUUGGAGGGCCUGACUCAACGCUCUUUGUGAUGUGGUGGAGUCUGUGCACAGGCUUCAGGGUGUAAGGCAGCCUGUGUCCCUGUGACGUGCACAGAGUAGAAACACACCCUGCUUCGGCACAGCCCUUUGUGGUCUGCAGUUGCUUACUCAGGGGUUCAUAAUAAUGACAUAAAAAUACCCGCUGUCUAAUAGUAUUUUAAGACUGCUUAUCUAUUACAAGGGUGUUAGGGUCCUUCAGCAAUUCCACGAGCAUCCGGUCCUCUAGACCUCCUAGAAAUGUCCUCAGUCCCAAUCCGGCAUAGGCAGUAGCCUGUGUACAGAGGCCAUCUGCAUGAUUUCUCGUUGCACUGCUGCAUCGCGGCACUCGGGGCACGAUGAAGCUGUCGUUGGCAGUACGGUUGAUGCAUGCAUCGAUCUUUCUUCUCCACUGUUUUACAUAGCCUUUCAUUAAAAGGAAAAAACAUAACCACUACUCUGCAAUGCAAAAGUUUGAAGAUUCUUUGGUUACUCUUUAAAUCACUUCUCUUUCAGAGGAAGCACAUUUCCAGCUAAGUUAUGUGAGAACACAAGAAAGAGAUCUUGCUUGUUUUAAGCGCCAUCCUUUCUAUUUUAUAUAUUUUAAAGUGUGGUCAGUAUUUCCUCCCUGUGCUUUAUAAACAGAAACUACCCUGGGAUGGUUGGUAUCCCCUGCAAAGCUGCACAGAGAGCCACACAGACUCCUGUGCAUGUGUGUCUAGUUAUAGGUAUGUAAGGAGUCAGUGGUGACAAGAAGGGUGAUCUAGGAGUAAUUCUGUUGCUUCCCAGAAGGCUAAUGAGCCAGUCUCAUGGCAUGUUUGAUGUGUCCCCUGUGUCAUGACAGUUUCACUAGAAUGUCAGUAAACAGCCCAACUACCUCAUGUGAAAUUGGCUGUAGACAAUCUGUGUCAGAUGAGACAUGUGUUAUGGUUGAUUUAAUCUGGUUAAUAGAUGGACAGAAUGAUGUCUCUAAAGAAGAAACACGUUAGACCAGAUGCCAAAGGCUACAAUGUACAUAGAUUUCCUUGGAUUACUUCUUUAAGUCAACAUUUAAUUCCACCCCCAGUAUUCUUAUCUUGAAUGUUUGUGGUUUCAUAGAUCCAUGCACUUUGAAUAUCUGUCAUGUGCCGUCUUCUGUUAUGGUUUUUGUCCUUCAACAUUACGAAUGAGCUUUAUAAUGACAGCAGAAAGCAAGUGGUUUGUUGCUUUCUUAAUUCUGAUGGACUUUUACUUAGAAUAUAAUGUGUUGGCGCCUGGAGGAGCAACUGAUGAAUGAAAAUUUCAUGUUUAGGUUUCAUGUAAAACUCUGUCCAAGUUAUUACUCUGUAUCUUGUGGGGAGGGGGAAAUAAGGGAGGGAUUUACUUUUUUUGCAAAAAUGUUUGAAGACAUCUGUCAGAUUUUAUAUUCGUUAGUUAUAAUAAACUUAUUUUUAAAGAAUUUUA